CCUCAGCCGUUGAGUGUUCCGGGCCCCUUCAGCAUCAAGCAAACAGCAGAUGUGCCAAAUGUAGAUCCGGCCCGUCCUGAGUCCUCAACGGCCCUCACAGGUCAUGUUGACACUGAGCAGAUGCGUCCGCCAGUCCAGGUCUGUGAUCGUCUCGAGUCGUUAGCUGUUCCAGGAACAUCCAGGAUCAAGCCAACGACCAUCGCAGAUCAUGUUGACUCUGAGCAGAUGCGUCCGCCAGUCCAGGUCUGUGAAGAUUCUCAGCCGUUGAGUGUUCCGGGCCUCUACAGGAUGAAGCAAACAGCAGAUCCGGCCCGUCCUGAGUCCUCAACGGCUCUCACAGGUCAUGUUGAUACUGAGCUGGUCUGUCUGCCAGGCCAGAUCUGGGAAGAUCCUCGGCUGAUCAGUGUCCAUGGCCCCUCCAAUAUUAAGAAAAUGACGGAUGCAGAUUCGGCCUGUCCUGAGUCGCCUCUGUCUGUUCAAGACCCCUCUAAAAUUGAUGGGACUGAUGAAAAACCCAAGAAAGGAAGGAAAGGGAAAAGAGUCUCUGCUUUCUUUAAGAGAGUAUGGAAGGCUGCAAAGCUCUCUUUCCUGUGCUGUGACACAGAUAUAGUCCAGCAUCUUAUGCCACUACCUGAGCCUGAGCCAGAGCCAAAGCCCGAGUCCGGGCCCGAGUCCCAGCCAGAGCCCAACCCCGAGCCAGAGCCGGAGGAAGAAGCAGAACCUGAGGCAGUGCCUGUUAAAGUUACGCCUGGAAUCGCAGAACCAGCUGACCCCGAGUCAGUAUGUCUGCCAGGCCAGGUUCCUGAGGAGCCUAAAGAGGCUUAUGGGCUCACUCUUGGAUCUGUGGUGUCUCAUUUUGAAGUAAUGGACAUGAUUGGAGAAGGAGCUUUUGGCCAGGUGUAUGUGGCGUCUCACGUAUUAAGUGAAAAAGAAAAGGUUGCCCUGAAGUAUAUCAUCAAGCGUAGGCAGGACCGUUAUCUAGACAUUGAUGGUCAUUCCAAACCUGUGCUCGCAGAAGUGGCAAUCAUGCUUAGGUUGAUGAAUGCUCCCCAAUGUCCAAACAUCAUCAGAUUACAUGACUGGAUAGAGAAUGAGAGCGACAGCAUUCUCAUUCUGGAGUACCCAGAGUCAUGCCAGACCUUGGAUCGUUACAUCACAAAUGCAUUGGACAUUAGUGAAAACCAAGCACGCCGGUUAGUGCAUCAGUUAAUCCAAGCUGUCAAGUUCUGCGCUGAGCGUGGAGUUUUCCAUGGUGAUAUACACACGCGGAACAUCCUGGUGACUACACCCCAAUUAGAGCUCAAACUGAUCGACUUCGGUUGUGCUUGGCCUCUUACCCGCGGACCUUUCUACAGCUGGAAAUAUCAAGGAGCUAUAUGUUACACGCCACCUGAGAUUUUAAGGCAUCGCAAAUUCUUCCCUAGCAUGGCAAAUGUCUGGGCAAUAGGCAUCGUGCUGUAUGAAAUAUUGCAUGGACGGUUGCCCUUUUACGACAGACAAUCGAUAAUGGUUGGAGACCUUCACACAGACCCCACUUUAUCUUCAGCAUGCCAGGACCUGAUUUCCCAGUGUUUGAUCCGUAAUCCAGUGAGGCGAAUACAGUUACAUCAAGUUGAAGAGCACCAGUGGUUCAAUACAACGAGCCCAAAUGCUGUGCAGCAGUGACACAAGAGGAGAACAAAAAGUAGCCAGGAAGAGGAAAGCACCAUUAAGAGCACCAGAAAUUCAGUUAUUAAUUACUCCCUCAUGUCAUUCCAAACCC
This is a messenger RNA of Danio aesculapii, 1762 nucleotides long. Its product is annotated as serine/threonine-protein kinase pim-2. The record is from RefSeq and is a predicted model, not a curated record. Gene Ontology annotation, molecular function: protein serine/threonine kinase activity; ATP binding. Bases 121 to 1665 code for a protein of 514 amino acids. NCBI's taxonomy places the organism in Eukaryota, Metazoa, Chordata, Actinopteri, Cypriniformes, Danionidae. Gene Ontology annotation, biological process: protein autophosphorylation; regulation of mitotic cell cycle; negative regulation of apoptotic process. Gene Ontology annotation, cellular component: cytoplasm. The transcript has 8 exons.